Messenger RNA from Exserohilum turcica Et28A, 1512 nucleotides. RefSeq lists its product as uncharacterized. Bases 1 to 1512 code for a protein of 503 amino acids. The record is from RefSeq and is a predicted model, not a curated record. NCBI's taxonomy places the organism in Eukaryota, Fungi, Ascomycota, Dothideomycetes, Pleosporales, Pleosporaceae. Gene Ontology annotation, molecular function: zinc ion binding; transcription cis-regulatory region binding; DNA-binding transcription factor activity, RNA polymerase II-specific. Gene Ontology annotation, cellular component: nucleus. Gene Ontology annotation, biological process: positive regulation of transcription by RNA polymerase II. The transcript has a single exon.
AUGGCAACACACAAGAGAUCGCGGACCGGAUGCUGGACAUGCAGGGAAGCUGGCUACAAGUGCGACGAACAAAAGCCCUUUUGUGGCCGCUGCAUGAGACUGAAAAUCACAUGCAAAGGAUAUGGCGUCAGGUUGAAGUGGCAGGACGAUGCUGUCAACACGCCAGCAAAACCACCGCGAAAGAGUCGGAAGAAAAAGGUCAUUGAGCAAGAUUAUGCUUUGAGCCCGGUAUCCGUGAAUACCUUUACGUCUACGCCUUUGUUUGGUUCUAGCCCCAGGGAUACGGUCUCGUCACCAGGAUCAGCGAAAAGUCUACCGGUGCUACCAAUCCACGCCCCUGAGCUGUCCUACGGUAUAUCAUCAGAUGAUAGAUGGCUUCUCAAUUACUGGGUAGAUCGGCUUUCCACCCUGAUAUCUGUGGCUCCCAGCACCGGCAUCUUGACCCCCUUCCAGCGCCACCUCACAGCUAUGGCUUAUGAAUCUGCUGCGCUCAGGUCUACGAUCCUUUCAAUGGCAGCAAACCAUCUUUCAACAUCAUCAAACGAUCCAUCCCUGUAUUUGCAGAGAUAUCGCCAUCAGCGAGACGCUAUUCUGGAAUUGCAACGAAUGAUUCAAAAUCCAUCUGAACUGAACGCCGAGUCGGCUCUGGCCACUGUCAUGAUGAUGCAAGUAUCCGCUCGACUCUUUGGCGAAGACGACGAAGCGCAUGUUGCAAAUCACUUGACGGGUGCAAAAGCAAUGAUAGUCCGUAGUCAAGGAGAGAACUGGUUGGCUACCUCAAGCGCACGCUUCCUCAUGAGUCUGUUUGCAUAUCACGACAUUUUAUCGUCUGUUUCGAGAGGAUCUAGCCCCUUGCUGGAUCACGAGACGGACUUUACAGCCAUCGAGGGAGAGCAAAGUCUGGCGAGCAUUGCAAAUGUGCUCCUGAUAGUCGCCCAGAUUAGCCAACUGCAACACACGAUUAAGAUGAGAAGAUUGCAAUCGCCAACAGGCCCCGCUCUAUCGGAAGAUGAAAACACGACUGGCCGGCAUAUUCAACAGAAGCUGCUCGCCAUGGACUUUACCAUCUGCAAGCAAGAAGACGCACUGAAAACCCCUGACAUCAACCGGACAGCUGAAGCGUAUCGUCAUGCAGCUUUCAUCUACCUCUACCGUACCUGGCUUGAUAUAGGUGCUCCAAAUCCAAUCAGCAUGGAUCACAUCGACCAGUGCCUAGCUUACCUGCAAAAUGUCGAUGUUUGUUCGCCUUUGACUACCGCCCAUAUAUGGCCACUCUUCACCGCUGGGUGUGAAGCUAUCGACAACACACAGCGAGAAUUUGUCCGAGAUCGCUUCGAGAAAAUGUAUGCAUUCAAGCGCUUUUCAAGUUUGCGAAGAGUCAUGCGUGAUAUUGAGCACGUGUGGGUGGCAAAGGACAUGGAGCAGCAGACCAAAGGUCAGGAUGGUAUGGCCAAGGUCGACUGCAUACAGGUCAUCUUGAAGAGAAAAGGGCGGGAGGUAGACCUGGCUUGA